CAAUGGCAAGGAUUCCGAUGUGAAGGUGCUGGCGGAACUCGGAGAAUACAAUUGAGUACAGGACACAAACGCGAACGCACACGCUUCAAUUGUGGGCGCUGCCACGGGAAAACCAAGUUGAACCAGUGCCUAACAGAAAAAUUAAAAAAAAUAAUUGCUAAAACCGAUAAUUUUCCUGAUUCAACUUGCCAACUACUCGCCAUCUGAUGAAACCCAAAAGCAAAAUUUCAAUUUAAGCAAAAUCAAUACUGAAAAUCAACAAAUGAAAAUAUCAAAAGAGUGCGGAGCAUAAUUUAAUUUACCAGCCAAAAAAAAAAACCUGUGCAUAAAGCCCGUGCGAAAACCCAACUGCAACCAACGAAAUAACAAAGUUACAAGCGAUACAAAAUCAACAACAAUUUUUGGAAUUAAUUUUAUUUGAUGCGAGCGCUCAUAAAAAUUUACAUAGAAAGCGGCAUAAAAUAAAUACACCCAGCCAGAGUGCCAGCUAACCAUCGAGGAAAAACGCGAGCGACAAAAGUGAAUUGGUUAACCAUGGAAAAGGCGUAACUGGCAACUGCUGACCCAGGCCCUAUAACUUUAGAUGAGCGCGCCACUGUGCCACAAUUUCGGUUUACACCUGUCGAAGCUGCCACUCCCACGAGGAACUUUUUCUACAACAACCAUAACAACAACAAUUGCAACAACAACUACAAAAAGAGCUAGAAAAACAAAAACAAAAAGAGCAAGAACAUCAGUGAUAUGGAACUGUGCAUAGCAACAAAGUCAAAAACGGUUAACGCUCAGAGUUCAAUGCAGCAAAGCAGCAAAUGCAGCAACUACUAUCAAAAGAAAUGCCACCAAAAUCAAACAAACACUCAAGUACAGAGCACUCAGCAAAACAAUUGCAGCAGCCACAGAGAUCGAGACCACCUGACAAAGCAGCAACAAAACCAACGAACAAAUAGUGCAACAGCAACAUCGUCAUCAUCAAAUUUUAACAAUAACAACAGCAGCAGCAGCAUCACCAUCAGCAGCAGCUGCAACAUCAACAUCAAAAGUAGUAAAAACAUUAGAAAGCCCAGUAGAAGCAUACAAUUAAACACGCUCUAUUCGCUGCUGGUGCUUUUGAUAGUCGGCCUUGCCACAGUUAUUGCCCAACCCAGCCUCCCAGAUCCCUCCUCCACUCACUUUUUCCGCGAGACCAGGAGGGAUGCUCUUUUGGCCUACUAUAAACGCGCCCAUUUGCAGCAGAGUGGCGCCAUUUCUUCGGGGCACGAGCAUGAGUAUCACCUGCAUCACGAUGCCAAUGUCCUUGACUUUGACGAGCUAACGCCCACCGUCAGCAGCGUGUCUGUCCUAAGUCGGGCGGAGCGUUUUCGUUUGCGUAAGCGCAGUGCCACGCCUACAACGCCAGCAACUGUCGCAGCUGCAACAGCGGCAACAUCGUCAGCUGAUGUUGCAACUCCAGCAGCAGCAGCCACAUCAUCGAAGGAGGCGACAGCCAACAGCAAGAAACCGGAAGAGAAGUGCGAGCCAAAAGUUCUGGAAACGCAGCCAGAUGAGCCGUUUUACGACUACACAGACAUCGCUGAGGAUGCUGCACGCCAGUUUAUUGAAUUUUUAUCGAGUAAAUUCCCAAAUGCCAACACACCGAUUACCAUCGAUGAGCCAACGCGUGAGGAGGUAAGUCGGAGGGCCAAUGGAAUCGCCAGUUAUGCCCUCAACGAGGACGACAAUCUCCUGGCCUUCGCCAUUGCCGCACCAAGCAUUCACACAGUGGUCGUUAAAUUCAGGGAUAACGUUACGAUACCACCGGAUCAGGUGCACAAUAAGGCGUAUUUGGGUUCCUAUUGGAGGGAGUUGGGUGCGGCCUGGAAUAGCACGGAUGGCACACAGGAAUGGGGGGCACCAUUCCGCGACUGCAACCUGUUGACACGACGCUGGCUCUGGCCAUUUCGUAUAUCCUUCAGCGAACACAGGAUCAAAGUUGUGGCGGCUGCGUUUAUUGCCGCCGAUGAGGAUGUGUGCAACGAUGGUCUGGAAGAAGUUUUCGGUCGUCGUCAUGGUUGCGAUCGGAAUACGACUUUCUGCCUGCUCACUGAGAAUAAGCCCGCCGCCACUAGGGAUGUUUACACAUGUCUUUGCCGUGAAUCCUAUUACCUGCCCAACUCCACGCUCCAGGGAUUCCGUGGCGAUCGAGUGGAGCUAUCCGAGGGCUAUGACAACUACUCCUGUAUACCAUGCCCUGGAGGAUGUUCGAACUGCGAUAACAACGGCGUCUGCCUCACCUUCCAGGAGGAGGAGGUACUAAAUGUGGACGCCUGCCUGCGCCUCCUGGUGGCCAUCGUUCUGGGUGCCUGCAUCCUGUGCUGUGUCGUCCUCGGCGUUAUUGUCUUCCGGCAGAGAAAGUGCAAGGCCAUUGCCUCAGGCAUGUGGACUGUGCUGGAGACGAUACUGCUGGGCAUUGUUUUACUUUAUGCAUCUGUUGCCGUCCAUUUCUUUCCCGCCUCCACCGAGCGCUGUCUCCUGGAACCAUGGCUCCGUGAGCUGGGCUUCAUCACCUGCUAUGGAGCCAUCAUCCUAAAGUUAUAUCGUCAUUUGGUGGACUUCCGCACCCGCAAGGCCCAUCGUUGGGUGCUGAGGGAUGUGGAUCUGCUCAAGUAUCUGGGCACUAUGGUCUUCGCUGUCAUCUGCUAUAUGGCCGCUUUUACGGCCUCGUCGCUGGAUCUUCUGGAAAGUGCCCAGCUGGAGAGUCUCAGGGAGGCGGACACGAACACCUGCCAUCCGCUCAAAUGGGAACUGGUCACGCAGACCAGCGAAAUGCUCAUCCUGUGCUUCGGCCUGCAUUUGGCCAUUGCCAGCCGGAAUGCCAAUACUCAGUUCAGGGAACGACAAUUUCUGGUGACCGCCUUGACGCUGGAGUUCUUGGUCUCGUCUAGCUUCUAUUUUCUGCGCUUUGUCUACCUGCCGGAAAUGAGUCCCAGCGCCAUUUUGCUGGCCCUGUUUGUACGCUCCCAGCUGACGAACAGCUUCGCCUUGGGUCUGAUAUUUGUCCCAAAGUUGUGGUAUCAGCACAAGCAGGUUCGUUCGCUAGCGUAUGAUCUAUCAAUACGUUUACCUGUGGAUGCUUUCAAGGGUACGUCACACGACGCCGGCCAGCGGCUGGGCGGUGGAUAUGCCGGUCUCUGUCUGGGCGACCCGGACAUCGGUGAGCUGACCAUAUCCGAAAUGAGUCCCGAGGACAUUCGCGCAGAACUCAAAAGACUGUACACCCAACUGGAGAUAAUGAAGAACAAGACUCUGAGGCAGGAUAAUCCGCACAUCAGCAAGCGACGUGGCGGACGCAAGGCGGGUCACCGUCGCUUCUCCCUGCAGAAAAAGGGCAGCAAGGAUAAGGCUCUAAGUGCCAAACACCGCAGCAACAAGCAUCAUCAGGAUAUUGAGAUUACCGAGGCAGAACCUUCCCGAACGCCUGAGGAUUCGGUUUGCAGUGCCGAAGGACCCACGGAUACCUAUGCGGAAAUAUCCGGUGUAUCUCACUCAAUGCUCUCCCACUCGAUGGUCUCACACUCCGUUGUCUCGCACUCAAAGUAAGAAACCCCAAACUAAGGAGAUCAUAUCGCAGGAUCAUCAAGGAUAAACUAAACCGAUAAUCCAGCGAACACAGAGAGAUUUGUAUAUAAGUAUUAAACGGUACGAUACAUGUUGGUAUAUGUAGAUAAUAUGUAUAUGUAUGUGAGAAAUAGUUAUUAUAUAGCGCAACAACACAAACAAUAAAGGAAUUACUUUAAUUUCGCGAAGAAAGAAAAAAAGCAGAAAUCAUAUGAAAAACAAGAUGCAAAGACACAAAACACAAACAAUAACAAACACUACUUUAUUUUGAAUGAAACGAGUAAAGUAAAAAACAAAAACAACCUUGAAAGCAGAAUCAAGUUUUAUAAAAUUUUGAUAAAUUUUUAGACGAUUUUACUUUGUUGUUUUUCUCUCUCAGUCUUGAGUUCGAUUGAUUUCGAUAUUAGGAUAGAUCAAAGUUGUACGAACGGUAGAGCGGUAAAACAGAGCCCACCUGUCUAGGUAACGAACAAACUGUAUAAACAAAAGCCACAAACAUUAAUAAAAAAUAACACACCUAUUCCUAAUACACGACUUUUCGGUUUACCUAACUAAGUUCCUUGAUAGUUACUAACACUCGACUUAUUUGCCUAUUGUUUUCAAAUCCAACCCAAAACACUAUCUACUAAAUCUCUAGAACUGCUAGAGAUUAUUGAAAGAGUGGAAACGCAGCGAAAUCAUGAAUAAUCAGUUGUAAAUUUGAGCUUAUAGGCAUUAAAACUAGUAAUUCCCUCAUAACUAUCGUACGUCGUUUACGUCUUACUAAUCUUACCAACUAAAAUAUAUUUGUAUUAUAUAUUGUAUACUUGUAACUCCCACUCAUUACCAUCCAAAGAAAAAACCACUGAAAGGGAAAAACUUUUUGUAAAUACACAAUGUACGAUGAGGAAGUGCAGAAAGGAAUGCAAAUUGUUACAUUUUCAAGACACAGAGUUCCCGAUCGAGAGUGAAAAUCAUAGGAAAAUGCUUAAUAGAGGCUUAAGUACUUUUUUUUUUUACAUUAGCCGAACA
Molecule: messenger RNA, 4605 nt
Organism: Drosophila eugracilis
Lineage: Eukaryota; Metazoa; Arthropoda; Insecta; Diptera; Drosophilidae
Gene: smog
Product: probable G-protein coupled receptor 158
Exons: 15
Coding region: 742-3576 (944 amino acids)
Biological process (GO): G protein-coupled receptor signaling pathway
Cellular component (GO): membrane
Molecular function (GO): G protein-coupled receptor activity
Source: RefSeq, a predicted model, not a curated record